AUGGCCCUUUGGGGCAUGACAGCAAUCGGACUUUUUGUUGGAUACAGACCUCCGAAAAGGCACACUCGCUUUGAUCAUCUUUCGUUCUGGCAGAAGCUUGGCCGUGUUGACCUUCCAGGCUUUUUCCUUCUCACCGCGGGAUUGGCAAUUUUUCUGACUGGACUCAAUCUUGGAGGUGGCCUGUAUACCUGGUCUAGUGUACCGGUUCUGGCUACUCUGAUAAUAGGGAUUCUCACUUUGGUCGCCUUUGGGAUCUAUGAGUGGAAAUUUACGAAGACUGGAAUCCUGCACCAUGACCUAUUCCACGGUGGAAAGACUGGGGACAGUGCUGGCCAUACCUUUGCCAUCUGCAUUGUUCUCAUUUUCAUUGAAGGAAUUCUGCUUUUCGCCUUGAUAGUUUUCUACCCCGUCCUGACGGCGAGUCUGUUUGAAACAGAUCCAUUCCUAGAAGCGGCUCGACAAAUACCAGUGUUUGUUGCUUCGGCUAUCAGCACUGUGAUCUUUGGUUACUGGAGCACAAAGUUCAAGACUAUCCGCUCCCCAAUGCUGGUCGGCUUCAUCAUCUACACUGGCGGUUUCAUCGGCCUAUCUACGAUUCAACCCGACGACAACUUCAGUGCCAUAGCAUUUGCUGCUUUAGCUGGUAUAGGUUUUGGAUCUCCUUUGAUCUUGGUAAUUGCUGGAGUCCAGCUCUCAACGCCACAUCAUCUUAUCGCCACAGCAACGGCAGCUACAACUUGCUCGCGUGCCAUAGCAGCUUCUGUCUUCACAGCUAUUUUUUCAGCUACAUAUUCUGCACGCCUUAAGAAGUAUAUUCCUGAAUAUAUUUCCACGGCAGCCCUACAGGCAGGGCUUCCAAAAGCUUCUCUCGGAUCAUUUAUCGAAGCUCUCUCAUCUGACAACAGUACAGCAUUGACAGAGAUAUCUGGUAUCAAUCAGGAGAUCGUCAAUUCCGGUGUCAGCGCCCUCAAACAGGCAUACGCCGAUGGGUUGAGGGUUGUCUUUAUCAUUGCAGUCCCCUGUGGUGUCUUGGCGUGUAUUGCUAGUUUUUUCUUGGGAGAUCUAAAGAAGGUCAUGAAUUACGGUGUCGAUGCACCGAUGGAGAACCUGCAUGCCAAGCGUCGCUCAGAAGCUUGA
This is a messenger RNA of Penicillium brasilianum, 1137 nucleotides long. The record is from the annotation of a GenBank genome assembly. NCBI's taxonomy places the organism in Eukaryota, Fungi, Ascomycota, Eurotiomycetes, Eurotiales, Aspergillaceae.